CACGAACUGGCGCAUCCAUGGCCGCAGCUGUGCUCAACGAGUGUGCGAUCGCUUCAGUCGUGCUGCAGGGCGCAGCGGGUGCUGUGAAGAGACGCGCGACGUUUUCAGCGCAGCUCGAGGCCCAGCGGGACUCUGUCUGCUACCGAUUGCGAGCGGCUGAGCACGCGCCGAUCAGUAAAACGUUUGACUCUGGCACGGAUGAAUCCGAUUGGUGGGUUUGCUCCAGCGGGCCGUCGGAGGACCUUCCCGACGCGAUGACGUGCUUCAUCGCGCCAGACUGGAUGAACCUCCCUACAGGGUAUUGGAUCUGCUCGGACGCGCCCGCUCUUCAGUCGGGCAUCUCCGCGGACGACGCCUACUAGAGGGCGCUGGCAGCGGCAGCGGCUGCCAAUCGGCUGCCAAUCGUCUGUGGCGUUUGAUGACUUUAGCUUCUAGUCAAGCUUCUUCGGCCCGGUUUGUGGUCUGUCCCCAUGUGGAAUGGUGUGGUCUAGCAUAUGUCGCGUCCAGCAUGUGUGGUGUCUCUCUCUAAAGCGCGAUCAGCGCUGUGUCUACUUUCUAAUUCCCUGGGACCAGGGAUUUGAAGC
Molecule: messenger RNA, 584 nt
Organism: Emiliania huxleyi CCMP1516
Lineage: Eukaryota; Haptophyta; Isochrysidales; Noelaerhabdaceae
Exons: 3
Coding region: 18-362 (114 amino acids)
Source: RefSeq, a predicted model, not a curated record